This is a messenger RNA of Cladocopium goreaui, 3750 nucleotides long. The record is from the annotation of a GenBank genome assembly. NCBI's taxonomy places the organism in Eukaryota, Dinophyceae, Suessiales, Symbiodiniaceae.
AUGGCGAGUCCUCUUGGGGACAGUUUUCCCUUCAGACCGCCAUUAGCAGAAAGUGCCGCAAGUGUUCCGAGUCUUCCUGUGACCCCAGGGGGAUUCCCUGCGCUUCUAGAUGCUGCACGGCAACAAACAGAGUUGGUGUUUUGGAUUGUAAGGACGGUUCAGGAACACGAGGGGAGGCUUCAAUCUUUGUCAAGGCAACUUGCCGAUCAACUCUCUGUGACGAAACUGUUGAGCGAGGAUCGAAAAGCGUUUCGAUCGUCAAAGUCACGAAAUUGGCAAGCUGGUCUUGGAAAUCGAGGACUUAGUCGUGAAAGCUUUCACUCGGGCGAUGGCAACAACCUAUCGCAGGGAGCCAGCAGUCCGACCUACCAAGACAUGAUUGAUCCCGUGGAGGAUAAGACUCAUAUUGAGGAAAACCUUGAGGGCGACCUUUCACCUCACUUGGGUGGUGUCAGAGUUGAGGCUGAAGACGAUGCACUGAUGCCAGUCGACGGGAUGGCCACAGUGACGAGCAUUGAAGAGGGCAGAGAGGGCAGAGAUGAAGCAGCUGAAGGAGGAAAAUUGGAACCCCGACUGUCUGAAGUGGACUUGCUCAGGGAAGAUCGCACAGAGUUCACCAGAAACUCUACGGAUCGUGUCAACACAAGCCCACCAGCCAGACGUUUUUCCUUCAUUGAAGGUGGCCGCAGACCAUCAACUCGCAGCUUGCCUUUGCAAGUGGAUCCUAGCUUUGCAGGCAGCCUGCUGACUGAGGAACGGUUUGCUGACCGCUUGGAGGAGAGACUGCAGCAGGUCUUGGCUGAGGAUGUUGAACAUCGCUUGGAGGACCUGGCUCAAUACAUUCAGGAGGAGAUGUACCACUUUGUGCUUGGACCUGACAUGAUGGAAAGAAUCAGGCAGGAAUCUUCACAGGUUCUAUCAAUCGAGCUCGCAGUGGCGUUGGCUGCUCAAGACAAGAAAAUGGAGGAGCUUGUGCAAUCCAGACUUCAUGCCUCCUUGAGUCAAGUUUCCUUGUCGCCACCGGAGAUCCCGCCCGAAGCCUUGACGUCCAUGCGACAAGUUUCGGAGGAAAUGGGUCUACUCACUGACGAGCUGUCGAAGAGAGUAAAACUUGUGGAAGAAAAUGUCUCUGAGCUCAAGGGCAUUCGUCUCCAAGUCCCAGACAUGCGAAACGACAUCAACACGUUGCAAUCCAACCUAGCUGCAUGUGUGCAAAGUAUCGAAGAACUUGAGGUUCAGCAACAAGAGUUGGCCGCUGCAGGAGCAAAACCUUCCAGAAAUGCAUCCCCAACAAGACAAAUGCUAUCACCAUCAGGCAGUGCUGAUGAUGAUCUCACUGCAGAGGAGCUUCAACCGGGGUCACAGACUGUCGCUUUGGCUUUACCAGGACCUUCCCCAGCAGCAUCGCCAUCACAGUCGCUUGCACUUUUGGACGCCUCCACGGAGCUUCCAAAGCCGAAGAGAAGGCUCAGCGACAUGCUUGGCUUGUACAUGCCUCCUGCACAAAAACCGCCAGCUGUAGACGAUUCGCAAGUAAAGGAGUUGGUGGCAGGCACUGAAAGCAUGAAGACUCGGUUGGAUCAACUGGAGCAGUUUGUAGGCACUGAAACAUCAACCAGAAGAAACAGUUUGCAGAACAAAAUUAAUGAUGUCGACACGUUGGCAUCCAUCCUAGAAGACCGGAUGAGAGAGCUGGACAAUGAGUUCAGAACCAGCAAUCAGAAAGUGCAAUCGCAGCUGGAUCUUCUCCUUGCAGCCCAUGAAACUCAGCAAGCCGAGGACCUGAGACACAACAAGACCUGGAAUUUGGCCAACCAGGUGGACGUCAUUCUGAGCGUCAUCAACUCUGAAAUGAGGACUCUGCGGAGUGACUUUGAUCAGAAGUUGAGCUCUGCGAUUAUCGGAGGGAAGAAAGAUGCUGAUUCGAAUGAUGGGCCACGAGACGGGUCACGAGAAGUUCAGGACCUUGAGGAGAAGGUGAAACGAUUGCAGGACAGCCAGCAGCAAAGCAUGCUAAAGAUUGCUGGCCUGCGAUCCGCGCACAAGCAUGCUGAAGCCCAGGCCAAUUUUGCCUUGGAGAAGUUGAAGAGAAUGCAAGCUGAGGUAGGCGGCAUCGUCGACCAGGUGGUGAUGCAGCAGACAAGGCUAGACUACUUGCUGGUGCAUGGUGCUGCGAUGCAACAAAGGGACGGCACUUUCAGCACAAUCGUGUCAGUGGGGGAGCAGGAAAAGAAGCCCAAGCUGAAGGGUGGAGCUACAAUUGCUACAAUGGCAACGAGGACAUUUGAAAAGACGGCAACUCAAGGUGAUGUUACUGGUCCAGAUGUGGCAAAAUUUGAAACGACUUCAGAUGAAGUGAAUGCCUCCAGAAUUGCCAAGAUGGGCAAGAGACUCCUGGAACUCGAUAGCGAGGUGAACCGCACUGUUGUGGAUUUGCGGAGCGAAAUCCAGGCGGUCAACAAGACGUUACUCGCAUUUCUGGAGCUCUUGCCUCGACGCUUGAGAAGGAUGCUGCAAAGACAACUCUUUCCAGAACCCUCAGAGGAAGAUCCUGCAGAGAUCAAAGUCGAGUUCAAAGCUGAAGAGGGUAAGAAGCAUGUGACCUUUGGCGAUCACGUGGAGACCCGAACCUUUACAGUGGAAGAGGAUGAGAGCCGGCUUCCAUGGCAGCUGGCAGGGGAGCCGGACAUCAAGUGGAGCUGGUGCUUCAAGCCACGAGAUGAAAUGGGAAAAGACUUGGCCAUGUGUCUCGAACAAUUCGAAACGGAGCGGGAUGACUUUGAAGCGAAGAUCGUCCAAUGGCUUCAACAUGGCGGAGUUGCUCCAGCUGUCAAUGCAAAGGGGGCAGGGCCAGCCUGGGGCGGCCCGCGACAGUCAGAUGCUAUGAUUGUCAAUUUUGCAGAAGAUGCCGUGGUUGCGGCACCACAAAUGAUGGCUCUAGAAGAUCGUUUGGAGAGGCUUGGAAGCGAGUUUUUCAACCUCAAGAGGGCGCAGGACAAUAAUCAUGUGCGGAAGGCCGACAAAGAAGAGGUUCAGCAAUUGCUUGCGCGUUUGACGUUUUUCGAGAAGCUCAAUAUUCCAGAUUUGAAGAUUCGGAUCGAGUCGCUCGAGGGUGAUACCAAGUUCGCAGCGCAGAAUGUGUCGGAUAUGGCAGAAAAGCUCUACAAGGUAGAAGCUGUGGCGGUUCCUCGUUCUGAGCUGGUAAAGGUGCAAAAUGGCUUCGAAGACUUGAGGUCUGAUCAUCAAGCCAUGAAGGUAGAACUGAAAGAAAUGUCCGCCACCACCUACAACUCAAACCGCAAGUUCGUUCACGAGAUGGCAGAGGCCAAAGCAUGGACUCAGCAAGCCAUCGUCGGCUUGGAAAAGAAGAAGGCUGACGGUCCCGACUUGGCACAGCUGUCCGAGAAGGUUGGAAAGCUUGAGUACUCCAUCAAGGACAAUCGGCGCAUCCUCGGGGAUGGUGGUGGACAGGAGAUCAACGCAGUGGUUCGGCGCAUCAUUUUGAAUCUUGAGGACAAGAUCAUGGUCCUGGAGAAGAAGAUCGAUGCCAUGGCGGAUGGCAGGCCGAAGGACGCCUUGCGAAGCAAGGAGGAUAUUUCUCCGUCGCACCAGCAAAGUGCCAGCUAUCAAUCAACUGAGAUGCAGGAGGCUGCAGUUCAGUCGAUUGGUGAGGAGCUUUCUGUCAUGACGGAGGCAGUCUCCAAACUGAAGCAGGACAUAUCUGUGAGCAAGGCACCAAAAGAGUACUAG